AAUCGAGUUGUGGCGUUAGACUGCACGAUCGGCUCGAAUUCGUGUGCGCGACCCGCUGUACAAUAAAAUGGGGCCAAUUUUUAUUGCCCGUGAGGCUCAUCCAUAGAUAUAUCCCAAUGGCUACUCGUAUAUGUUGGAGAGAAGCGAAACAUGCGGUCAAAUGGAAUGACGUGAUUCGUUUGAUUUCAGUCAUGCCGUGGCUGGGGAAAUGCUGUUUCACGUUCAGUUUGCGGAGCGGCAGUAUUGUAAUCGCGAUCUUAACAAUCCUAGUGCCGUUAUUGGUCUACAUGGUUCAAAAGUACGACGGAUUUGGAGGCUGGCGGGCUGUUGUUAUAUACACGAAUGUUGGGAUUCCAGCAAUCUGCAGCGUACUUUUUCUCAUUUUUGGAAUUGCUCAGGAUAUGGAAUGGGCGAAAAAUACAUACGCAAAAAUACUUGGGAUAAAAAUCAUCACUGAUUUAAUAGCUUGCGCAGUACUGUUAAUUAAAAUACAGGGUCCUGCCCCCGGUAAAUUAGAACCGGUUGGUCCCUGGUAUAACUUAAUAGCUAUCCCAAUUUCAUUGACACUUUAUAACCUCUACUGUUUUUUGAUUGUGUACGAUUAUUCCAACUGCAAUGAAUUUUAUUGCGAAUAAAAUUGAUCUCCAACGGCACAGAAGGAAAGUGUAAUAUGGUAUUCAAAUAAUAUGAACGACAGUAUAUUUAAAAGAAAAUCGAAGAAUAAGUGCUAUAACUUUCCAGUUUGCUCUCAGCUCAUGCCCUUUAUGUACGAAAUAUCUCAAUGUAUCUUCUAUGCGCUAAGUGUGUGAAAUAAACAAUUUUCUAUAA
Messenger RNA from Cydia pomonella (codling moth), 828 nucleotides. RefSeq lists its product as uncharacterized. Lineage: Eukaryota; Metazoa; Arthropoda; Insecta; Lepidoptera; Tortricidae. The record is from RefSeq and is a predicted model, not a curated record. The coding region runs from base 117 to 635 and encodes 172 amino acids. The transcript is spliced from 4 exons.